AUGGCUAGUGGUGAUUGCAGCAAUAAGAAGAAGCCAGUAAAGAUUGUGAUUAUCACUACACAAUAUGUGGAAACCGAUGUCAUGAAUUUUAAGUCUGUUGUGCAGAAGCUAACUGGUAAGCAUUCUUCUGAUGACCGUGUUGAUGAUGAAGCUACAGAAAGUAAAAAAGUUAAGAGAAAAAGAUAUAAUUUAAGUGAGUUUGAUGAAGCAGCUGCUUGUGAAAAUGAUCAUGAUGGAAGAAGCUCUUUUAUUAUAAGUGAUUCUUUGUUGAAUGAGUGUGACUUGUUGCUUAGAGAGAUGCAGACAAACAACCACUUUAUGUUUGACUCACAAAUUUAA
Messenger RNA from Lathyrus sativus (Indian pea), 339 nucleotides. NCBI's taxonomy places the organism in Eukaryota, Viridiplantae, Streptophyta, Magnoliopsida, Fabales, Fabaceae. The record is from the annotation of a GenBank genome assembly.